AGCCGACACAAUUAGAAACUGCAAAUUAAAUCGGGAAUGGGUCAUUUGGAGGUUCGGAACUGUUUGGGUUCAGAGUAUAAAGCGAGAGCAGUCUACCAAGUGGGGUCGAUUAAGUCGCGUGCCUCGAUUUAAAAAAAUGCGCGCAAAAUACGCUCGCAGAAUACAGACGACGCGCCCGCUAAAUCGCGGCGAGUGUAUUGAUGACCGUCGUGAAUUUCGCCGUAACAGUCGUCGCGGAAAACAAAAUUUAAUCAAUCACGUGGUGCACCACGUUACGUUAAACGUGACCCUGUGGCCGGAUCAUGUGCAAAUAUUAACGUUCGAGCAAAGAGUUGCGCUCUCCAACUAUACCGAUGCGAUUAUAUCCGUAGAUCGGGAACUAACGCGCCGACAAACGUAAACGAGACGGGAAAUGCGCCCCCACGAACCCCUUUAGCGAUGAAAAUAACCGCGGCAGGCGAAAAUCGACGACCCGAGAAGAGAGCCGUGCGGCAGCGGGGUUUGUCGUAAAUUCAUUCAGGUCUCACGUGUAAUCAAGCGUGUUUGUUUUAUUUGUGCGUUUCCAUCAGAGUUCCAUUUGGCCAACGUUAUAGAUGAUUCCGCGCGGAGAGAGAGAGCGCAUUGCCACUCGAAUUAAUUCGCAAACGGCAAGAUUAUCGUUUUUGUUAUCGGUGUUUCAUUUCGGAGGCGGAGGUGCGUGCGGUUCCUGUUUUUUUUUUGUUAGUUUCGCCGCGAAAAAACAAUAUAUCCGCACGAUGAACGUAAACCACUUGUAUCUGGAGGAAAACUCAAACAUUCAGAGUAUUAAAUACGAGGGAAACUUGAACUUUUCCACGGCGACUUGUAGCGAAGACGACUGGGAAUCCGGCCCGUACAAGAAAAGCAAAACGGCACGGCAAGAUCCGUUGUCUCACCGGAUCAUAGAAAAGAGACGCAGGGACCGGAUGAACAACUGCCUCGCCGAUUUGUCCCGACUGAUACCGGCGAAAUAUUUGAAAAAAGGGAGGGGCAGGGUCGAGAAAACUGAAAUCAUCGAGAUGGCGAUAAAACACAUGAAAUAUUUGCAAGGUGAACAGUCCAACGCGAUGCAGUAUUACCGUUUGGGCUACCAGGAGUGCAUGUCCGAGGCGAUCAAGUUCAUGGUGGAGGUGGAGGGCCACUUCCCCAGGGAAUCGAUAUGCGUACGUCUCCUAAAGCACCUGCAGAACCGCUGCGACCAGACGUCGGGGUCGGCGCCGGCGCCUUCGCCGCGUCACCAGCAGCGGCGCGACGAGUCGCCACUGCUCGGGUCGGGCGACGACCCGACCGUGACCGAUUACACGGUCGUCGGCGGCGUCGCGGGGGGUGGGGCGCGCGACCCGCGCAAAUCGAUGACGCAAUACGCGACGAAACUGGACGACGACGUCGGCGGCGGCGUGUCCUACAAGUACAAGACGAGCAUCAAGCUCAGGUUCAAUCAGGACUGCAAUUCGGCCGGCGUGAACGGCCGAAGAGGAUCCCUAGCGAGUUUGGAGGAGAGUCCGGAGCGCAGCUCGACGGUGAGCAGCGUCGAGUUCGGCAACGCCGCGUCCGACAGCGAGACGACGAAUACGAGGCGGCCGCGCGACGUUGCCGCGUCUCGCGCUCGCCUUCGGCCAGGAACGCCGACGCGCGUGCGCCGCACACCCGACGACAACGCGCACGUGCCGGUGUUCGUGCUGCACGCGCACGGUUCCUAUUACGUGCCGCUGACCGUCGAUUAUCGCACCCUGGUCCCGUUUUUGGGCGAUCGCGAUUUCGGCGAUUCCCCCCAAAAUGUCAUCCUGCACCCGGUGACGAUUAACGUAAAUUUUUUGGCGGACGGCCGUGGCGCAUCGGCCCAGCGGUACGACGCCGCCUGCGACUCCAACUGACCACGGAACGGUGCCGUGCUUGUGUUAUCGAAAUGACAUCUGACAGGUAGACGUAAAAAAUAAAAACGUUUAAAUUUUAUUAUAGGCGAAUUCGUUCUCGACGACGAUGGCAAUGUUGACGGUGAACUAACGCGGGCUUAAAAAAGAAUGCGGAUCGUUCGAAUUUAUUUUCCGAUGAUCUCGUCGAUCUAUCUUAUUUAUCUGAUUUACCUAUGAGUUUAUACGAUUUUUAAUAAUUGCAGACUAUUUAACAGUUCGUGAGCAUAUAUCAAAUCGAAUAUUGCUUUGUAAAUAAAAAAAAAUGAAAAUUGGAAAUGAUGCAGGGAGGGUAUUUUAAUGAAACUCAAACAAUAACCCACAAAUAUUGGUUUUUAGCGAAUUAAUUAUCAUAGUCAUGGUAGGGCUGCCUGAAUAUUAAUAUCCUACCGUUCAAGUUUGACCACAUUUAGAUGCAAACAUACAAAAACAUAUACGGAAAAUCGGUUUGUUUGGAUCCCAAACGUUCAGUUAUCACUAAUCGGUAAAAUCGUCUAUAAAGUUUUUAUUAUUUGCCGUGCGUUUUCACGGAAAACAACCCGUUAAAUUCAGCGAGGUGUCAUUUCAAUAACUGUAUGAAAGAAAAUGCAGGUCCGUGAACGGAAGCGAGUGUGGUCUGCGACCAAUGAAAAGGCUGUGACGAUCGACGAAAUUCCAGAAAAAACUCGACGCGAAUGUCAGGUUUUGUCCAUUACCUAUCGGAUUUGCCACAAUGUCGUGUUGUUUUCCAAAUAUACGUACGUAC
This is a messenger RNA of Cylas formicarius (sweet potato weevil), 2673 nucleotides long. RefSeq names its product transcription factor cwo (gene cwo). Gene Ontology annotation, molecular function: DNA-binding transcription factor activity, RNA polymerase II-specific; protein dimerization activity; RNA polymerase II cis-regulatory region sequence-specific DNA binding. The transcript is spliced from 5 exons. The record is from RefSeq and is a predicted model, not a curated record. NCBI's taxonomy places the organism in Eukaryota, Metazoa, Arthropoda, Insecta, Coleoptera, Brentidae. Gene Ontology annotation, cellular component: nucleus. Gene Ontology annotation, biological process: regulation of neurogenesis; anterior/posterior pattern specification; regulation of transcription by RNA polymerase II. The coding region runs from base 594 to 1892 and encodes 432 amino acids.